AUGGUGACCAAGGGCUGGGGCAGGAGAGAGAGGGUGCCCAUAAGGCCUUUUGUCUUAGGAUGGGAUGGCCCAAGAGGCCUGGGCUUCUCAUGUGACAGAGAAAAGUGUGAUGGUGCACGCUGGCUCUCCAGCUGGGACUGCUGCCAGAGGCUCUCUGGAGGCGGCGACAUUCUUCUCAGGUGCCAUUCCCAAGCCCAUGAUGACUACGGAGAGUUUGGGACAGAUCAUGUGAAGGUGGGCUCCCAACCCAGUGCACAUAGCACCAAGUGUUCCAAGGCCUCCCUGCCCAGCGGGGGCCGCUCAGAGCCCCAGCACCCAACAAACCGCUCCAUGAGUGGCUGCCCCAACUGCGUGUGGGUGGAGUACUCAGAGGUGCUGCUGCAGCACUACCAGGAUGGCCACAAACUGGCCCUGGCUGCCCUGGAGAGGCAUGUGGUGGACAAGAACAUCAAGGCCUUCCUCAGGAUGGAGAUCCUGCUCCGGACGAGGCAGAGAGCCUGA
Lemur catta (Ring-tailed lemur) is the source of this 501-nucleotide messenger RNA. Its product is annotated as oxidoreductase-like domain-containing protein 1. The record is from RefSeq and is a predicted model, not a curated record. Gene Ontology annotation, cellular component: mitochondrion. The transcript has 2 exons. The coding region runs from base 1 to 501 and encodes 166 amino acids. Lineage: Eukaryota; Metazoa; Chordata; Mammalia; Primates; Lemuridae.